AUGUUGGCUGCUCGCAGGAAACGCAGGGGAAGUGUUGGCAUGGGCAAACUGUGUAUUUCAAUGCCUGUAUUCGUGGUUGACUCGUUCACGGAUGAGCACUUUUCCGGCAACCCUGCCGCUGUUUGCAUCAUUGAAGGAGUUCAGGAUUUGCCCGAUUUCCUGAAGCAAGACAUCGCUGCGGAGUUCAACUUGUCGGAAACGGCGUUCGUGACGAAAUUGCGAAUCGAAGGCGACUUCAAGACUGACUCUGAGUUCGGGUUGCGUUGGUUCACACCCACCAAUGAAGUGUCACUGUGUGGCCAUGCCACACUGGCUGCUGCUGCUGUUUUGUUCAACGAAUAGAAUUCUUGCGAAGACGUGACUUUCCAAACGCUGAGCGGGGCGUUGAAAGUGCGGAAGUCCGGGGCGAACCACAUCACAAUGGACUUUCCGCUGAACAAACCGUCGAAAUUGGAGCAGACUGACGAAGCCAUGCCCAUCAUUAGGGAAAUUCUGGGCGAGGACCUGGAACCCGCUGACAUUCAAUAUUGCCCAGUCACCAAGAAACUCUUGGUUCGCCUGGAGGACUUUUGCUCGCAGUCGAUGUUGGAGGAACUUCCAGUUCCGAGUUUGUCCAAGUUGAAGUCGAUUCACGACGGAAGCAAAUUCAGAGGCGUGAUUGUGACCGUGAUUGGAGGAGAUUCCUAAUUCUUGGUACAUACUGUGACGAUUUUGCGAC
This is a messenger RNA of Notodromas monacha, 718 nucleotides long. The record is from the annotation of a GenBank genome assembly. Lineage: Eukaryota; Metazoa; Arthropoda; Ostracoda; Podocopida; Cyprididae.